CUAAAUAUUGCCAUGGUAACGGUUCAGGAGAAACAUCCCGUCAUACUUGCAAGACAUUUCUGUGUGCUUGAAGGAGUUAAUGCCACAGAUAAAAACGAUGAGGCAAAAAGCUGGAAUCCCCUGGCUUGUAAAAGAAACACCCAACGCUCCUGGUAAAUCUUCAUCAGAAAUGAACGUUGCCCCGAUGGCUUUCAAUUUGAACCAGAGCAGUGCGGUGUGUCUCCCCCUGGUCACUGACGGUCAGAGGCUUAUAUGGGUGCACUCAAGCGAGAUCAACCUACAGCUGGACGGUGCAGCAGAGCUAAACAAAGCCUUUGACCGAUUUCCAUACCUGACGGAGAAAAUGACAGCUGCACUGGCGCAGCGCUGCUCCCUGCACCCAGACCAGGUGAGGGUUUGGUUCAUGGUACAAAGGCUCCAUUAUGGCAUCAGCUGGGACUAUAAAGACAUACCCAAGGUUAAGAGGAAGAUCCUGUCAAGUCGGGGAAGGGCACAGGAAAAGCUGCAAAACAGCAUGGGGAAGGAGGUAAAAGAGGAUAAAGGAGAGAAUAAGAUAUGCAAAAGAGAGGUAAAAGAGCCAGGUGGGAAGAAGGCAGGUGAGGUUAGGGAGGAACAGAGUGCAAGUGAGGGAAGGAUGAUGGGAGAAAAUGUGAGGGAUAAUGAGCGAUUGGAGAGGAAAGCAAAGCAGGUGAAACCAAUGAAGAAAGAGAAUAGAAAAGUAAGAGAAGACAUAGGGAAUACUCAGAAGAAGAGGAAAAGGAGGACAGUGACAGACACAAUGGGAAAGAAGAGAAUGACGCAAUGGGAAGAGGGUGUUGUGGAGAGAGCAGUGGAAGAAGAAAUACGAAGUGAUGAAGAUGAGAGGGAGUGGCAAAUAAUCGCUCCACCCGAGACAACACUUUUCACCAGAAAGAAAAAGAAGUCAAAAGCAAAGAAAAGAUUACUGUCAGUCCAAGAGUGGCCUCCCCUAAAGAGCGUUGUUGUGCAAGAUAAGCCGCUGGAUGCAAGUCCUCUGCUCAGUCCUUCUUCUCAAACUCAGGCCUUUGACAUGCCUCUUCUCACUGAUAACCAGACAGAACUGCUGGUAAGAGGUGACGCUGUUCCCCCGUCCACCUCAAAUAUUCACUUGAUCCCUGUGAAAAGCGACGUUGAGGGUGAAACAGAAAGGCAGACAAAUGCAGCAGAGACAUCCAUCCCCAAUGAUGCCGGCCCUGAUGUUGGCAAACUGAAGGAGUUCAUGGAAGUACUCAACAAUCUCGUUGUUGCAGAGGGUCCAUCCAACAUCGCCCAAUUGGUGGAUUGUCAUGAGAUAGACCCAUACAGACUUGCCACUCGGCUCCGCAGCCAUAAAAAGACGCAAACCCAGAUGGCGAUGAUGAAGGUGGCUUUCUUGCACUGCCAGUAUCCAGAAAAAGAUGAAUAUAGCCGACUGGCCAACGCAAUUGACAUUCCCCGCUACAGGUUGACUCAGUGGUUCAGUGACAUGCGCUAUUACAUCAAGAAAGGAAGGCCACGCUGGAUGAAUAAGGAGCAGCACAGCCAGGCACUAGACAACAUCUGGCACCGGCAGUGCCUGAAUGCACUAUUAAAGACACAGUCACAAAUGGCGGGCAGUGUGUGCAGCUAUAAAGCAACCUGUGAGAUGAAGCUUGACACGAGUGGAAGCGUGCCGGUGCUCCCAGAGUAGAAAUAAUGACACAGCCUCUGUACAUAGUAUCCCUCUGGGGGCAAUGAAGAUGAAUCAUCUCUUCACAUUUGGAAAUAUGCAUCAGAUGCAGUUGUAAUUUGUAAUUUGUGUGUUGAUGUUUUGAACUUUCAGACAGAUGUUUGAUAGAAGGUUGCCAAGUUAAGACACAUUCUUAUAAAUUUUCCUCCUCUUACAUGUUGUUUUACCGUUUUGUGAUUAUGUGUGGUUAACAUGUAUCUUUAUCUGUAGUUGUUCCAAAAGAUACUCAUUUGCAAUGUAGAUGCAUUUUGACUUUGAUAAGUCACUUUCUGAUGUGCAAGUUUUUAUUGUCAUUCAAAUA
Etheostoma cragini (Arkansas darter) is the source of this 2027-nucleotide messenger RNA. It is a transcript of the gene homezb, whose product is annotated as homeobox and leucine zipper encoding b. Gene Ontology annotation, molecular function: DNA-binding transcription factor activity, RNA polymerase II-specific; DNA binding. Bases 80 to 1687 code for a protein of 535 amino acids. NCBI's taxonomy places the organism in Eukaryota, Metazoa, Chordata, Actinopteri, Perciformes, Percidae. The transcript has 2 exons. The record is from RefSeq and is a predicted model, not a curated record. Gene Ontology annotation, cellular component: nucleus. Gene Ontology annotation, biological process: regulation of transcription by RNA polymerase II.